GAACCCGGAUGGUCGAAUCCGGAUGUUAGCCUGUUAGCCGGUCCUCUGUCUGCGGAUUGAAGCGGUUUGUUCCCAAACUCUGGUUGAAGUUUGAGUUGGACGCAGAUAAAUAAGAUGUCUGAGUGAGCCCAGCUCUGAGCCACAGUUUAGUUUCUGAAGAGGAACCGGAUGAUCUGCUGCUGCUGAGCUCGUCCCCUUCUGUCCACCAGUGAGAUGCCGGUGGCGUCGGUGAUGAAGGCGUAGAUCAAACUCUCCUCACACUUCCUCAUGGAUUCCAGCGACGAGGCACUCGACAUCAUCGUCACCAACGUGGUGGCCACCUUCAGGACCAGGUGUCACCUCAACCUGAGGACCAUCGCCCUGGAGGGAACCAACGUCAUCUACAAGCCCGAAGUAGGGAAAGUUCUGAUGAAGCUCCGGAAACCGAAGAUCACAGCUUCAAUCUGGUCCUCAGGAAAGAUCAUCUGCACCGGAGCUACCAGUGAGGACGAGGCCAAGCUGGGAGCUCGUCGUUUGGCUCGCUGUCUGCAGAAACUUGGCUUCAAGGUGAGGUUCUCGGCCUUCAGGGUGGUGAACGUGUUGGCCGUCUGCUCCAUGCCGUUUGCCAUCCAUCUCAUAGACUUCACCAAGAACAACCGACCCAUCGCCAGUUAUGAACCAGAGCUCCAUCCUGCUGCUACCUACAGGAUCAAACACCUGAAGGCCACCAUCCAGGUGUUCUCUACCGGCAGCAUCACUGUUACAGGACCAAAUGUGCAGAACGUGGCCACGGCUGUGGAGGAGGUUUACCCUCUGCUGUUCGAGUGUCAGAAGCCGCUCUGCAAAUGAAGAAGCACCUGAACGCUGGACUGGUUGCACGCUGGACCGGUUCAACGCUGGACCGGUUCAACGCUGGACCGGUUUAACGCUGGACCGGUUUAACGCUGGACCGGUUGAACGCUGGACUGGUUUAACGCUGGACUGGUUUAACGCUGGACUGGUUUAACGCUGGACUGGUUUAACGCUGGACUGGUUUAACGCUGGACCGGUUUGACGCUGGACCGGUUUGACCCUGGACUGGUUGAACGCUGGACCGGUUUGACCCUGGAUUGGUUGAACACUGGACCGGUUUAACGCUGGACCGGUUUAACGCUGGACUGGUUGAACGCUGGACCGGUUUGACGCUGGACCGGUUUGACCCUGGACUGGUUGAACGCUGGACCGGUUUGACCCUGGAUUGGUUGAACACUGGACCGGUUUAACGCUGGACCGGUUUAACGCUGGACUGGUUGAACGCUGGACUGGUUGAACGCUGGACUGGUUGAACGCUGGACUGGUUGAACGCUGGACUGGUUUAACGCUGGACCGGUUGAACACUGGACCGGUUUAACGCUGGACUGGUUGAACGCUGGACUGGUUGAACGCUGGACCGGUUUAACGCUGGACUGGUUUAAUGCUGGACCGGUUUGACGCUGGACCGGUUUAAUGCUGGACCGGUUUGACGCUGGACCGGUUUAAUGCUGGACUGGUUUAACGCUGGACUGGUUGAACGCUGGACCGGUUUGACGCUGGAUUGGUUUGACGCUGGACCGGUUUGACGCUGGACCAGUUUAUCGCUGGACUGGUUUGACGCUGGAUUGGUUUAACGCUGGACUGGUUUCAUCCCUACAGAUAACUCCUCUGACUGAACCCAGCCGAGUCUCUCACACUUUGAACCCUGCUGUUGGAUCUUUGGGUUUUAACAAAACGUCUUCUGGACUCCGAGCAGAAGCUGAAGACGUUUUUACAUAAAGAUUCCGACAGUUUAAAGCUUCGGUAUCCGUAGACUCACCUUUAACGUCCUCUUCUCUGGAAGAAUCUCCGUCCAACAAAAGAUCUGCAUUAAAAGAGACGAAUCCGACCAGAGCUGCAGCCAUUCAUCAAUAUCAGCAAUGAUUUUAUUAAAAACAGUCUAAAUCCUGGAAAACACUGAUCCACUUUCUUUGACAUUUUCGAGACCAAACGGCUCAUUAUUCGUCCAGAAAACACUCGUUUUCAGCUCCAUGUUGGACUGUUCCAGGUGGACUCAGAUUCACUUUAUGCACCUCUUUCUGAUUUUCUUGUUUCGUUCAGUUUGUUUUCCACGUGUUUGUGAUUUUAUUGGUUUUAAAACAGGACAGGAAUCUCCUCGGCUUUCACUGAACACAGCUGCUGCUUUAUUAACAUUCAGAAAAAGAAGCUUUUUAUUGGAUCAGGAUGUAAAAACUGUCCAGAGCUGCAGCAGAGACGUGACGAGAAACGGCAGCAGCAUCAUCAUGGAGACGACACGUAUGUAAAUAACCCGUGACAGGAAGAACACGUUCGACGAUGCAGCUGAAGCUUCAUGACACUUGAAUUUUUUGUAUUUUGUAUGAAAAUAAAGUCCGAUGAAAAGGC
Amphiprion ocellaris (clown anemonefish) is the source of this 2394-nucleotide messenger RNA. RefSeq names its product TBP-like 1 (gene tbpl1). The coding region runs from base 268 to 828 and encodes 186 amino acids. Gene Ontology annotation, molecular function: general transcription initiation factor activity; DNA binding. NCBI's taxonomy places the organism in Eukaryota, Metazoa, Chordata, Actinopteri, Pomacentridae. The record is from RefSeq and is a predicted model, not a curated record. Gene Ontology annotation, biological process: DNA-templated transcription initiation. The transcript has 8 exons.